This is a messenger RNA of Bufo bufo (common toad), 7055 nucleotides long. It is a transcript of the gene GCC2, whose product is annotated as GRIP and coiled-coil domain containing 2. The transcript has 23 exons. Bases 67 to 5307 code for a protein of 1746 amino acids. Gene Ontology annotation, biological process: late endosome to Golgi transport. The record is from RefSeq and is a predicted model, not a curated record. Gene Ontology annotation, cellular component: Golgi apparatus. NCBI's taxonomy places the organism in Eukaryota, Metazoa, Chordata, Amphibia, Anura, Bufonidae.
CAGGACGUCAUCAAAGGUCCUUCACCCAACCAGGAUCUGGCAUUUACUGUUGGAAUAAUUCCGGAAAUGGAGGACACUGGACAAGAUGGCGCCUCGUCACCAGCCACCCCUGGAGCGGGGAAGUCCAAGCUGGACUCCCUGUCUAAAGAAGAUCUCAUCAAAUUUGCCAAGAAGCAGAUGAUUCUUAUUCAGAAAGUAAAAUCCAGAUGUACAGAUUUAGAAAAAGAAGUGGAAGAAUUGAAAACCAAGACAGUUCCCGGAGGGGCAGAUGAUGUUGUACAGGCUCUUACUGAUAGACUGGAUGCUGUUCUUCUGGAAAAAGCAGAGACCCAUCAACAGUUGGUUUCUUUGAAGAAAGAAUUAACUAAAACGAAAGAAGAAAAUGAGGCUGCUACCAAGAAAGCUAGUGAAGUUCAGCAACACCUGGAGCAGUCAAACAAUAAUCUAUUAGAAGAAAUAGCCAUAUUAAAGAGAGACCUUUCACAGUCCCAAAACAAUCACAAAGAAGAUGUGGACACUGUAAAGAAAGAACUACAAGAUUCACUUAUGAAACAGAAAGAGUUUACUGAAAAACUGCUUCAACAAGAAGACCAAGAUGCUCAUAUAAGAAAACUGGAGCAAGAGCUUCAACAUAUGAGUCAAGACUAUGAGGAAAGGAUUUCUAAUUUGCAAAAACACUUGGAUUCUGUUACAGAAGAGAAGAAUCAUGAAAUGAUCAAACUCAAAGAUACUCAAGCAGCUUCAGAACGGUACUUUUGUGAAAUCCAAGAUCUUCAUGCAAAGAUCCUGGAGUUACAAGUUCUUCACAAAGAAGAAGUAUCAAACCUAAUGCACGAUCUUGAAACUUCCACCAAUGAGUAUGAGAAAGAGAAAAGUACAUUUCAAGAUAUAACUAAUCAAUAUCUCGACAAAGAGAAAAAAUGGCAAGAGGAGAGUGAUAUAUCUGGUAAGCAAAAUGUCACAUCUCAAAGUGAAGAUGAAGUCCAGCAGUUAAAAUGUAUUAUCAAAGAAUUGGAGUCGCAAGUAAGUCUCUUAAGAGAUGAACUUACCUACACAACCAAUUUAAAGAUUGGCAUGGAAAGGAAAGUAGAGCACUUAAAAAGUGAGUAUUUCCAUGAACGAGAGGAAUUAGAAUUUAAGAUAAAUGAACUUCAGCUUGCUAUAGAGGAAUAUCAUAGUCUAAUAGAGAAAUUGAAGACAGAGCUUGAGUCUACAAAAAUCCAAUAUAAACAACUGGCCCAGCAAAAGGCCACAGAUAGUCAAAGCAUUAGAGAUCAGCACAAGAAAGAAAUGCAUGAGCUCACACAAGCAAUAACAUCCCGGUUUGAAGAUGAAAAAUUGUCUUUUGUCCAUGAAAUACAGAUUUUAAAACAGCAGUGUGAAAAACUUUAUCAAGAAAAAGAUGAAGCUGUGAGCAGCUAUGAGAACUUAAGGGAGACAUUUGUCAGCCUCCAGGCAGAACUCCAGGAUUCUGCUGGUAAGAUCAGCCGAGAGUUUAAAACUAUGCAGCAUCAGCAAGCCACAGAUGUCCAUGAACUUCAACAGAAGUUGAGAGCUGCUUAUAAGGACAAAAAUGACCUUCUUGAAACUGUGAAUCAGCUAAGGAGUCAAGUUGAUAUGUUGUCAUCAAAGGAAAGUGAAUACGAAGAACUCCAACUUAAGAUCACCAAGUUGCAACAGAAUAAUGAAGAAUAUAUAGCAUCUCUGCAUCAGAAAGAGGAGUUUAUAAAAGAGCUCCAGCAUAAGGUCAAUGAAGAUUCCAAGCAAAAUGCUGAGGUUUCUGGUCUCCAAGAAGAGAUCCAGAAACUGCAACAAAUGUACAAGAGUGAGCAAGUCACUGUGGAGUCACUGCAGCAAAAGGUCGAGAGCCAGGCAAUCCUUAAUGCACAACUGAAGAAAACCAAUGAGGAACUGACAAAGGAUCUCCAGGAAUCUGUGUCAUCCCAUCAAAGUGACUGUGAAGAUCCUCACCUCCAGAUUACGUGGUGGCAACAAAAAAAUGAAGAGGUCACAGCUACUUUACAGGAAAAGGAAGAAUUGUUAAAAGAUCUACAACUGAAAAUGGAGACGGCAACAAAGCAAAACUCUGAGCUAUCUUCUAAAAUGCAGCAUGCAAGUAAAGAACUUCUUGAACUUCAGGAAACAUUCAAGAGUGAGCAGGCAAAGGCUUUGGAGUUUCAACAGGAAGCAGAAAGUCAUCUCGAACUCAUUGCAAAGUUUGAGCAAACGGUUCAGGAGUUGACACAGAAACUGAGCAUUACUGGGCAGAGUUUAGAGGAGAUUAAAAAUCUCCAGCAGCAAGUAGAUACCUUGCUUCUCGACAAACAAAAGCUAGAGACUGACUCCAGAAGGUGGCAAGAUGAAGUGUUCCAAAUCCGCGAAGAGAAGGAUGUUCUUUCUAAAGACUUUGAUAGAAUUAUUUCUGACCACAGUCAUUGUAACGCUUCUGCAGAGGAGCUCAGUGACUUGAGAAAGAAAGUAGAACUGAUAACAGAGGAGAAGGAUGAAGUAACUAGACUUCUUAUGAGUAAAGAGCAGCAUAUAGAAACCUUUCGACAACAGCUUUGUGUUCUUCAGGACAUACUGACCAUUGAGUGUCCAGAUCAAGAUAUUAUUUCACUUCUUGAAGAGAUUAACAAAGCUGUUCUCCAACUAAAGGAAGAAAAGGAAGAUAUACUGUCGCAGAAAGCGGAGACCUCUGUUCAGCUCGAGAGGCUCCAUGAGGAGUAUGAAAUGCAGUGCUCAGAACUAAGAGACUUGCUAAGUGACUACUCUAAAGAAAAGGUACUAUUGAAAGAGGAACUGGAGGAAACGCUUAGAGAUAAAGAAGCGCUCCAAAAAGAUCUGCUGGAGAUGAAACAUGCGCUUGAAAAAUCUAAAUUGGAUAAUCAAGACUUGUUAUCUCGUAUAGAAAGUUUAACCUUUGAUCUGAAUUCUGUACAGAAGGAGACCUCUACUAAUGUACAAUCUAGUGAACAAGAGGAUUUAAAGGUAGAAAAUAGAGACAGUACCCUUACACAAGAAGUGACUAACAGUGAGGAUUUGCUUUCAAAAUCUUUGGAUCUUCAACAGAAAUCUCUUAUAGAAGAUCUUCAAAAUAAAAUAGAAAAGCUAGAGCGAGAAUCUAAGGAAAAAGAAGAGAAGUGCAAUAAGAUUAAAGCAGUGGCUAUUAAAGGAAAGAAGGAGCUGGAUGCCAAAAGAAAGGAGGUCCUCUCCAUAAAAGAAGAGUUAGAGCGCGUAAGAGCAGAAAAGCAGCAGCUGAUGUCUUCCAUGAAGGAUGUUGUUCAAGGUGCAGAAAGUUAUCAGAAUCUGUUAGUAGAGUAUGACAGACAAGUGGAGCUGCUGGAACUGGAGAAGGAGAAGGUCCGAUCCACAGAGCACCAGCUAGAAGAGCUUUCACGUCAGCGGAGAACUGCCACUUUAGAGCAAGAAAAAAUGAACUCUGUCCAUGAAGACCUAGUGACCCGUUUGGAAACCUUGCAGUCCAACAACAAGUUACUUGAAGCUCAAAUUCUGGAAAGUCAGAAAACGAAAGCUGCAUUAGAGAGAGAUUUGGAAGCUGAGAGAUUGAUAAAAGAACAGAAAGUGAAGGAUCAUAACUGUGCCCUAAAACAGGUUGAAGAGCUUCAAGUGCAGCUCGAGAAAGAGAAAAAACAGCUCCAGAAAGUCACACAGGACUUUGAACUUGUCAGAAAAGAUGCACAGAAGAACACACUGAUGGACAUGGAAAUGGCUGAUUACGAACGCUUGGUCAAAGAGCUCAACCAAAAUAUUACCAGCAAGAGCAGCCAGCUGGAGGAGCUGGAGCAGGAGGUCCGUGCGCAGAAGCAGAAGCAGGAAAUUCUACAAGAAGAAAUAUCAUCCCUACAGACCACCUUGGAGCAGCAUGAGGAGCGUAGUACAAAGAUGAAGCAAUUGCUGGUUAAGACUAAAAAGGAGCUGGCUGAUAGUAAGCAGAUGGAAUCUGAUCAUUUGAUACUCCAAGCCUCACUAAAAGGUGAACUGGAGGCGAGCCACCAACUUGUGGAAGCUUAUAAGAUUCAAGUAGCAGAACUGACAUCUGAGAAGCACAAGGUACAAGAACAACUCAGGGCAUUGACAGAGCAACAUCAUCGGGCAGCUAAUACAUACCAACAAAAACUACUAGCACUUCAAGAGGAGUGCACGGCUGCAAAGGCUGGACAAGCUGCAGUUACUGCUGAAUUUGAAAGCUACAAAGUCCGUGUUCAUAAUGUGUUAAAACAGCAGAAGAAUAAAUCUGCAUCCCCGGCUGAACAAGAGAUCUUCAGAAAAGAACGGGAACACCUACAGACAAUGUUGGAUCAAGUGAAAGCCAAGCUUCAGGAAACCCAGCACACUCUACAGAUGAACACGGCGGAGCUCCAGGCUCUGCAGUCAGAACAUGACAUGCUGCUGGAGAGACAUAAUAAGAUGCUGCAGGAGACUGUGACAAAGGAAGCCGAGCUGAGGGAAAAGCUAUGCACACUACAGUCAGAGCAUAUGGUCCUAAAGACUGAGCAUGCUCAGGUGAUCAGUCAGUUGAGUGCCCAAAAUGAGGCACAGCGGAACAGUUUCAUGGACCAAGUGAGACGUUUGCAGGAUGAUCAUAGGAAGACUAUGGAGACCUUACAGCAGCAGCUGUCUAAAGUGGAGACACAGCUCUUCCAAGUUAAGAGCGAGGCUACUGUUACAAGUCCCUCAGGUUCCCAGCCGCCUCUGAAAAGCUCACGGGAAAGAAGACCAGCUGAUCUUCAUAUCCUGGAUUUAUACUCCAUUGCCAGGGAGGAAGGAGAAGGAAUGGAAACCACGGAUAAUGAGUCUGUGUCCUCUGCCAGCACGUAUGCAGCUACAUUAGAACAGCUCCUCAACUCUUCCGACUUAAAAACGGCUGCAGAUAUUCCUCAGUGGCAUCCAGAAAUGUCCAAAGAAGAAUUAACCGAGAAGCUCAACACAACGUCAAAGAGUGUUGACCAUCUGAGUGGUCUUCUGCAUGAGACAGAGGCAACCAACGCUGUGCUCAUGGAGCAAAUAACACUCCUCAAGAAUGAAAUCCGCCGCCUAGAAAGGAAUCAAGAAAGAGAAAAAUCUGUUGCAAAUUUGGAAUAUCUCAAAAAUGUCCUGCUCCAGUUCAUUUUUCUGAAGGCAGGCAGCGAAAGGCAGAGUCUUCUUCCAGUCAUAGACACUAUGUUGCAGCUGAGUCCAGAAGAGAAAGGAAAACUGUUUGCCAUUGCUCAGGGGGAAGAAGAGUCUGCAGCGCGGCCAGCUGGAUGGGCCUCUUAUCUCCACAGCUGGUCAGGGCUUCGGUAGUUCGAAGGUCAUUGAUGGAUCUUCAACAAACUUUGCAGAUUUGCACUUUAUUCCUCCUUAUUUCCUAGUGUUUGUGUAAUUGUCUCGAUUGUGAAACUGGAACCUAAAUGUCUCUCAAACUGAAAAAAAUAUAAAAAUCAGAGUGCCUAUUUAACUGUUAUGUGGACGAUCUGCACAGCACACUUUCUUACAAUUGUUUACUGUAUUAUUCUUCUUAAUUUAUAUGGUGUUUUAAUGAUUUCUCCAGGUUUAUUUUUUUUAUUCCAUUGCCAUUCAAGAAAACAGUAUGUGCAAAAUCAUUUUCAGCACACUUUUUUUUUUUUUUUUUUAGUAAAGCAGGAAGAAGGAAUUUGAUUAUAUAUAUCUCCUAUGGCAUUAUGUAUGGCAUUUGAUAUAAACCAAAGAAUGUAUAUGAAUUAUAAUUGAUAGGAUGAGUAUAGGUUAGGGGUUAAAAUUAAAUGUGUUAUACACAGCAUCGUGUCAAAGGACAGUGUAGAUUGCUGGAGAGGCAAUUUGAUUCAGAAAAUGAUGACUAAUGCUGGAUUUACACGGCCUGAUUUUCAGGCCCGUUAUCAGGAAGAAAAUUAGUACGAACGCUCGUUCCCGAUAAUCUGCCUAUGCAAAUGUGCCGCAGAUCACCCGAUGAGUAAUCAAAAUGCUCGUUCAUGGGAUGAAAUAAUCAUUCAUUCGGACCCCUCAAUCUUUGUUUUUUGGGCAGCAGAUUGUGCGGUGUGAACAGCGAUCUGCUGCCCAUAAGCAAUGAAUCUGUAUGAGGACGAAGUCGAACAAUGGUGGAAGCCAUUAUUCAUUCCCAUACAGUGGAAGUGAUAGCUGCGCUUAAAUGCAGCACUUCACCUCCACUAAAGAGCAGGCAGUUAUCGGGAAGGAACGGUCCGUCUAAAUCCAGCUUUACUUUUAGGAAUUUGCUGUUAAUUAUUUAUGUUCUCCAAGUGUUUUCUGUGAUUCACUCCAGCUGUUGUGUUUUAAGCUUUAAUAAUGCUGAAUGUACGUCUAGUGUUGGUACAAAGGAGACUAUUGCCAGACUAUGUUGACAUAUAUGUUACAGGCCACGACGUUUUUUCUGUUUACUUACCUAGUUAUUUAAAGAGAACCAGUCAAGGGAUUUAUGCUGCCAUAUCGUAGAGCAGAAUAUGAGGGAGAGAAGAUGAGCUCUGUGAUAUAUAGGUUUAUAUUUGGAAAAUGAUUUCUGAGUAAAAAGCAGAGUAAUCUUGACAUGACUCCUAGGUAAAACAGUACAGGUAAAACAGUACAGUUCCUCCACCCAUACGGAAUGAUUGACAGCCUUCUAUGUACACACUGAUGCAGGCAGAGCUGUCAAUAAUUCUGUAUGGGUGGGGUAACCAGGACUCUUGCUGUCUCAUAAGAGUCAUGUCAGGAUUUACUCUGUUUUUUUUUUACUGUUUUAUAUGACCCAGAUCAUAUAAACCUAUAGAUCACAGAGCUCAGCUUCUCCCCCUCUGAUAUAUAGGUUUAUAUCUCAGAGCUCAGCUUCUCCCCUCUAUUAUAUAAACCUAUAUAUCACAGAGCCCAUCUUCUCUCCCUCUAUCAUAUAAACCUAUAUAUCACAGAGCUCUGCUUCUCCCCUCUAUAUUAUAUAAACCUUUAUAUCACAGAGCUUUGCUUCUCCCCUCUAUUAUAGAAACCUAUAUAUCUGAGCUCAGCUUCUCCCCUCUAUUAUAUAAACCUAUAUAUCACAGAGCUCAUCUUCUCCCCUCUAUUAUAGAAAC